Molecule: messenger RNA, 897 nt
Organism: Moneuplotes crassus
Lineage: Eukaryota; Ciliophora; Spirotrichea; Euplotida; Euplotidae
Source: the annotation of a GenBank genome assembly
UUUGAAAAUGGACUUUAAGAAAACUCAUCUAAGGAGCUCCCAAAGCUCUAUCAUGAAAGAUAAAUUUACCACUCCUGGGAAUAUACUCUAUGUACCUCCGAAGACAGCCAAUUCGAAUAGGUCAACAAAUUAUUUAAGGUCAAGGCAUUCGAAGACGAAUGCAGAUGUUCCGGAAGUUCCAAGUAUGAAAAAUGAAUUUGAUCCAAAAAGGCAAGCCACUAAGGCUUUAUCGUAUAGAACGAGGACUAGUAAUAUUAAGACCAGGUAUAAAAAACUCUCAGUCAUUAUGAAGUUCAAGCAGAAUCUUGAAAAUGAUUAUAAAUAAACUGUUUGAGAAUUCCUUGUCAAAUAGCCGUUUGGCACAGAUUUCAAGAGCCAAAGGACGAUCAGCUAGUACCAAAAAGAGACCUAUCCAGUUCAGAGCAAUUGAAACAUUUAAUCCUAACUCUGUCAAGUUCAGUUCGACUAUGACAAAGGCCAACAGGAUUGGAAUAAACAGAGAAACUAGUUACAAAUAAAAUCAGAAAAAAUAAAAAGUUAAUGGAUAGCAUUCUCAAGAGUGGCAAAAGUAGCAUUGGUAAGAAGUCAUUCCUUGGAAAUAUCUCUAUCCCAAAAAUGCUGCAGGUAAAUGGUCAUGCGAAGUUAAGCUGUGCUGGUACUUUUCUAGCAUCUGCUAGAAGAAAUAUUGCUAAAAUUAAAUAAAAAGAACCAGGUUUUUAAGUAUUCUUUGAUAACCAGCAACUGGGAUAAGACUCAUAUGAUCCUGAGGAAAACGAGGAAGAAGACACCUGAUAGCUCAAAAUUCAAAAGCUAUAGUGUCAAGGCAAAUAAGAUUUUGCUAUAAGUCUCUCUGAACCCAAUAAAGAGAGUUUAGUUAAGUUUUAAGUCAUUUUAUGU